Messenger RNA from Hymenoscyphus albidus, 2091 nucleotides. Lineage: Eukaryota; Fungi; Ascomycota; Leotiomycetes; Helotiales; Helotiaceae. The record is from the annotation of a GenBank genome assembly.
GUUUGGAUUGGUUUUCUACUUUAUACUUAAAAUAUAUAGCAAGGUUUACCCUUCUUCUUUUGUGCCAAGUCACCUUCUGAACAGUGCAUCCUCGGCAGAUAACCGAGCCGUAUUUACAAAAGGCCCUUAAAAGUAUAAGGAGAACGGGAGGACUACAGAACCCGAAGGAAAAAGAAAAAUACAUCGCGACUCAGGAUGCUGAUUCGCAAUGUUCUUCGCAGCUUUAGCUGUUCCAUAGCACUUAUGGUCCCAUUCGGCAAUACCCAGACCGGACCUGAGGACGCCAAAGCUAUCGAAGCUAAAGUUUUGACUUCGAGACAGACUGCUGCGUGGGGGAAAUGGGGAUCUGUCAUUGCAUUGCCCCUUGUUGCAGCGGCAUGUUUUCUUCAACCUUCGGGAAAUAUUCUUACUUUUUCUUCUUUUGCGAAAGAUGCGUUCUCGGGAUCACCAAGAGGGUUCACAUUGAUGUCAACCUUCAGUCCUGAUGGCACGACGUCGCUGUUGAAUGUUAGUAAUACAGGACAUGAUAUGUUCUGUCCAGGAAUGGUACGUUUUUCCCCUCGCCCAACCCUGCAUCUCAUGCUUCCCCCACUUCCCCUAUCUCGCUUAACUCCCACGUUCCUCCGUAAGAUCUUACACAAGAAAUGAAAGACUAACAUUAACCAUUCUAGUCACUUGACGCCAACGGAAGAGCAAUAAUCACAGGCGGAAACGACGCCUCCAAGACCAGCAUCUACGACUCCUCAACCAACGCCUGGAGCGCCGGAGCAGCAAUGAAAAUCACCCGCGGCUACCAAGCAUCAGCCACCCUUUCCGACGGAAGGAUCUUCACCAUCGGCGGUUCCUGGAGCGGCGGACGAGGAGGAAAGAAUGGCGAGAUCUACAACCCAACCGCCAACACCUGGAAUUUACUUUCCGGAUGUCCCGUCGCACCAAUUUUGACAGCCGACUCGACUGGGCCCUACCGAGCCGAUAACCACGGCUGGCUCUUCGGGUGGAAAAACGGAUAUGUCUUCCAAGCAGGACCGAGUAAAGCAAUGAAUUGGUAUGGANGAGCCGAUAACCACGGCUGGCUCUUCGGGUGGAAAAACGGAUAUGUCUUCCAAGCAGGACCGAGUAAAGCAAUGAAUUGGUAUGGAACCUCAGGUUCCGGGUCACGAGCCGCUGCCGGAACUCGUGCUGCGGAUCCUGAUGCCAUGGAUGGGAAUGCAGUUAUGUAUGACGCUGCCGCAGGAAAGAUCGUUACAUUUGGUGGUUCGCCAAACUACGAUCCCUCGGAUGCGACGAAGAAUGUCCAUCUUAUUACCAUUGGUAUACCACCAGCUCCCGCCACGGUCACAAAGCUUACCUCCAUGACCUAUGCUCGUGCUUUCGCGAAUUCGGUUGUACUUCCCAACGGCAAGGUGUUUGUUACGGGUGGACAAUCACGUGCAGUCCCCUUUUCUGACGCUACAGCGAUCAUGAAUCCUGAGCUUUGGGAUCCUGUAACGCAGGCUUUUACUAUCAUUCCAGCGCAUGCUAUUCCGAGAACAUACCAUAGUGUUGCCCUACUUAUGCUAGAUGGACGAGUCUUUACUGGAGGGGGUGGCCUUUGUGCAUCUUGCUCAACCAACCAUCUUGAUGCGCAGAUCUAUAGUCCUCCUUAUCUCUUUGCCUCAACAGGAGCUUUGGCAACACGACCUGUGAUCAUGUCAAUUUCGGCAGAAGCUGUAGUAGUAGGCGGAACGAUCUCAAUUACCACUCAUACGGCCGCAUCGAGUUUCUCAAUUGUUCGAUUCGGUUCUGCGACUCAUACUGUGAAUACGGAUCAGAGGCGGAUUCCACUUGUGCCCACUAUCUCAUUCUCAGGAAUCGAUGGACAGAACUAUGUCUUCUCUAUUCCAAAUGACGCCGGUGUUGCCUUACCUGGGUAUUGGAUGUUUUUUGCUUUAAAUUCAGCGGGAGUUCCGAGUGUUGCGAAGGCGUUCCGUGUCUCGGUUUAGUUUUAUCGAGUAAUACAAGCUGUUGGUGGUAACUGAGAGGUGUAGGAUUCUCACAUGCUUUAUUAGCGCGUUUAUAAAUUAACUAAUAUUAAUAGAAGUUAGUUGAAAC